Peromyscus leucopus (white-footed mouse) is the source of this 4156-nucleotide messenger RNA. RefSeq names its product DDHD domain containing 2 (gene Ddhd2). Bases 71 to 2167 code for a protein of 698 amino acids. The transcript has 17 exons. NCBI's taxonomy places the organism in Eukaryota, Metazoa, Chordata, Mammalia, Rodentia, Cricetidae. Gene Ontology annotation, molecular function: protein binding; triacylglycerol lipase activity; metal ion binding. Gene Ontology annotation, cellular component: COPII-coated ER to Golgi transport vesicle. The record is from RefSeq and is a predicted model, not a curated record.
CACAUGAACAUUUACAGUGUUCAUAGAGGCAAAAUAAUUCUGACAGUUUUAUUUUGUGUUCUAGAGCGAAAUGUCAUCAGUGGAGUCGCACCAGGAACAACUGUCUCAGUCAGAUCCAUCCCCAUCCCCAAACUCCUGUAGUUCUUUUGAGCUGAUAGACAUGGAUGUUGGCAGCUCUUACGAACCAGUUUCUUCCCACUGGUUUUAUUGUAAGAUAAUAGAUUCUAAGGAGAUGUGGAUUCCUUUCAACUCCGACGAUUCACAGCAGCUGGAAGAGGCACAUGGCUCUGGCAAAGAUUGCAAUGAGAGAGUUGUUCCCACCGAAGGGGGCAGAUACGAUGUUCACCUGGGGGAGAGGACGCGGUAUGCCGUGUACUGGGACGAGCCGCCUUCGGAAGUGAGGCGGUGCACGUGGUUUUACAAGGGAGACAAGGACAAUAAAUACGUUCCCUACUCAGAGAGUUUCAGCCAAGUUUUGGAGGAAACGUACAUGCUUGCUGUAACUCUGGAUGAAUGGAAAAAGAAAUUAGAAUCUCCAAACAGAGAAAUUAUUGUAUUACACAACCCAAAGCUCAUGGUGCAUUACCAGCCAGUUGCAGGGUCUGAUGAAUGGGGUUCAACCUCCACAGAGCAAGGGCGACCAAGAUCAGUAAAGAGAGGCGUUGAGAACAUCCCUGUUGAUAUUCACUGUGGUGAACCUUUACAAAUAGAUCACUUAGUUUUUGUGGUACAUGGGAUUGGACCAGCUUGCGAUCUCCGUUUUCGAAGCAUUGUUCAAUGUGUUAAUGAUUUCCGAAGUGUUUCCUUGAACCUGCUACAGACACAUUUUAAGAAAGCCCAAGAAAAUCAGCAGAUUGGAAGAGUAGAAUUUCUUCCAGUCAAUUGGCACAGUCCUUUGCAUUCUACUGGGGUGGAUAUAGAUCUGCAGCGGAUAACCCUGCCCAGCAUUAACCGCCUCAGACACUUCACUAAUGACACAAUUCUGGAUGUCUUCUUUUACAAUAGUCCCACUUACUGUCAGACCAUCGUGGACACAGUAGCUUCUGAAAUGAACCGAAUAUAUACACUUUUCCUGCAGAGGAACCCUGAUUUCAAAGGGGGUGUAUCCAUUGCUGGUCAUAGUUUAGGUUCGCUUAUAUUGUUUGAUAUCCUAACAAAUCAGAAAGAUUCUUUUGGGGAUAUUGACAGUGAAAAGGGUUCAUUAAGAACUGUUGAGGAUCAAGGAGAUGUGCCAACAUUAGAAGAAGAUCUGAAGAAACUUCAGCUCUCUGAGUUCUUCACCGUCUUUGAGAAAGAGAAAGUCGAUAAGGAAGCUCUGGCUUUAUGUACAGAAAGAGAUCUUCAGGAAAUGGGAAUUCCCUUAGGACCAAGAAAGAAGAUACUAAACCAUUUCAGGACCAGAAAAAACUCAAUGGGUGUUAAUAGACCAUCCACACCAGCUUCAGAGGUGAACGUCCCCAAGGAGAAUGGUGACUAUCUAGAUGUUGGCAUUGGGCAGGUGUCUGUAAAAUACCCCCGGCUCAACUACAAACCAGAAAUAUUCUUUGCUUUUGGAUCUCCCAUUGGAAUGUUUCUUACUGUCCGAGGAUUAAGAAGAAUUGAUCCUAAUUAUAAAUUUCCCACAUGCAAAGGUUUCUUCAAUAUUUACCAUCCUUUUGAUCCUGUAGCGUAUAGGAUUGAACCAAUGGUGGUCCCGGAAGUAGACUUUGAGCCAAUGCUGAUCCCACAUCAUAAAGGCAGGAAGCGGAUGCACUUAGAACUAAGAGAAGGCUUGACCAGGAUGAGUAUGGACCUGAAGAACAACUUGCUGGGUUCACUGCGGAUGGCCUGGAAGUCUUUCACCAGAGCUCCAUACCCUGCCUUACAAGCUUCAGAAACAGCAGAAGAAACUGAGGCAGAACCUGAAUCAAGUUCGGAAAAGUCCAGUGUUAACCCAGAAGAGACGCCCGUGGAAGUUAAAGAAGAGCUUCCGAUCAACGUGGGAAUGCUGAAUGGCGGCCAGCGCAUCGACUACGUGCUGCAGGAGAAGCCCAUUGAGAGUUUCAAUGAGUAUUUAUUUGCUUUACAGAGCCAUCUGUGUUACUGGGAAUCUGAAGAUACAGUAUUGCUGGUUCUCAAAGAGAUCUACCAAACCCAGGGUAUCUUCCUUGAUCAGCCUUUACAGUAAAAAUGGCUCGACUCUGGCUGCUUAAUAUGGACACCGAGGGAGCCUUCCUGAAAUGUGCCUGUUGCUGCGGCCACGUCAUGUCCUGCAUGUUGCCUGCCUCACUCCACGGGAUCUUGAGAAGAAAAUCCGUUUGUAAAUGAGUGGAAAGCAAAAGGAAGACUCAUUGCUUUGUAAAAACACUCACUAGUUUUUGUAGCUAAGGAGUUUACAUCUUUUAAUGCUUUAACAGCAGACCUUCCUUAUUUCAUACAUGGAAAGGAAUACAGUCUGUUUAGGGGGCCUAGACAACUUUGAGGGAGGUUUACUCCUUACCUUUAGAAAGUGGACCAGCUUGGGUGUACAGUCUUAAGAUUCAGAGGUCCUUAGGGUCCAGUCAUUCUGUGUCCUCCGCACUGGAAGGCUAAGCGUAAGUGGACAUGGAAAUACUGCUCGUUUGAAGUCAGCCUUUCUUUCCGGUGGCCAGUCUAGGAAGACAGGACUAGUUACUAAAAUCGUUUGCUCUGAACACUGUCAGCUAGGCUCUCUAGGAACCACUGGUGCUGUUGGCUGUUUUCACAACUCCUGAGCUUCUGUAAAUGUGAAGGUUGUAUGAAUCGUAUGCCUGCCCUUUUAUAGCGUGUUCCAAACUGGGGUGAGAUGUAAGGAAUUAUUGGAUAAUACUCAUCUUAGAGGUGAAGCUGUAAGAGUCGGUCCAUUACCUGGCCUUUCCCAGCUGUUCCUGUCGUAAAGGAGAUCUUUUGGUAGCACCAACCGAGGCUGCCUGCUACUUCCAGCCGAGUAAAGGAAGUAUUGUGAUGUGAACAUCCUUCUGACGUCUUUGAGGUUUCGUCCCAAUGUUUAAUUUACUUAGAGUUGGCAGUCUGUUAGUUGUGCACACAGGCUAGCCCAGGGAGAGCCCAUAUUCUGAAAGAAACCCUCUUCACAGGGUCUGAGGAGCAGCUGUGUGCUGUAGCUGGAUCCAGAGAAAUGAAGUCGAGUUCUCUCGGGGAACUAAGUUUUUCCCAGGGUGUCUGCUUUCGUCUUUCCUCCCCUUCUUCAGCAUGUUCCGGCAUCUCUGUUCUCUUGAGGACGGCGCUGCAUGCUCCUCAGACGACCUCAGAGUUCCACAGCUCUUCACAGAGUGGCAGAGGAAGAAGCUAUGUUGGGAUUUCUGUCUUUUUUUUUUUUUUUUUUUUUUUUUUUGUAAACCUAUCAUGGUAUCAGAAGCUCUGCAUGUACUCCUCACUGAAGCCACCCCUCAGACAGCUGCGGUCUUUACCCUUGUUGGUCCAGAAAAGGAGAGGUUAAUCACUGUGCCCUGGAGGUUACAGAGGCAAGCCUGGCCUUUCUCUGCUUAUGGACAAGGCUGGAGAAGCAAGCUACUGAGAAGUUCCAGGUGUAUGGAAUCUUUUUUUUUUUUUUUUUACACUCUCUCUUGAGUAGGAAUUACUGAGAAUGAAAUAGCAUUCAUUAAAUACUAAAGGGUUUUUGUCAAGUUGCUGUCUUCAGAUUUGUUUACUCUUGUUAGCAGAAUCAUUACUACUUCAGAGUAAACCAAAGUACAACCAAGAAGGAGUUCUUGUAACCAAAGAUGGGCAGCUUGGCCCCAGAGCGCUAGCUAAAGCGCUGUACUCUGACAUGCUUCUUCCCGGCAGUCCGGCACACAGUCAUUAGAAAGAGCUCGAACCUCGCCAUCCACUUGUGGUGUUACUAUGCUGUGUUGUGCAAGUGAGGAAGGUGGCGAGGAGCCUGUGUUCACUGGACGCUGUUCACCCGCAUCAUGCGUAUCAUGUAGUCUCUUGACCGAGGCAAGGCUGGUGUGUAAACUCGAGCCUAACAGCAUCUGUACAGAUUCCUGGCUGCAGACUCAGUGAGAGAUUGUUUCAAGGGAAGAUGAAUAGCACUGAUCACCUUGCUGAUAUUUUGCACUUUUGAAAUGCUUGUUUUAUAUGUGAUUAUAUUUAAGACUUUAGUAAAUGCUGAAAUAAAACUAUUGACCAGUUACUUUCA